Messenger RNA from Electrophorus electricus (electric eel), 4138 nucleotides. The record is from RefSeq and is a predicted model, not a curated record. Lineage: Eukaryota; Metazoa; Chordata; Actinopteri; Gymnotiformes; Gymnotidae.
UGAUGCAUGGUUGUUUCCUGCUGCACCUGUAACUGCCACCUUCUCCCUCCCUGUGCCGGGAGUCUCUCUCUUCGACGACAUCGUAGACAUACACACCACAUACACGUUCACGCUCCGUCGGACUGAUAGUACACAACGGGGGUGGAAGACGCGAGGCGCUGGGUGGAGCAGACCGGCGUCGCGCGCUGCAGGAGCUCGCGCUGUCGAACGCGCGGUUUGCUGCAGAUGCAAAUUCUUUGAGCGGAGCGAGCACGGGGAAUGGCACUUGGAAACGACCGCGUGUAAAGCGCCUCUCCGGGAAGGGAUAUGGAGGAAUCUGACAGCAUUCCCUGCGCACCGGAGGAUGGACUCCUGACAACCUGGCGGUGGAACAGAAACGCGAGGGAGCAGGUUCAACUAAGGCAGAAGAUUAAAGAUCUACCUGGCUUAUUAAAACACGGGUUGCAUUUGAGGAAGAAGAGUCAGUCACCUGACACCGUACCAGGUCCCAGUGCGGGUGUCCCAACCAAGUCCAAGCAGACAUGCUCUCAGAGUUUUCCUUGCGCUGGACGAGCAUUGAGAAAUGCGUUCUUAUCCCACGGCCCUUACCCUGCCAAAGACAAGAUCCACCUGGCUCGGAUAAUCAGGCGGAGCUACGUAGGUGUGGAGCUGGUCCAGUGGCUGAUGGAACAGUGCGUGUUCGUCCAGUGCAGGAUGAUGGCAGCACGGGUUUGGCAGGUGCUGCUGGAACUCGGCAUCCUGCACUCAGUGGACCAGCGGGUGGUGUUCGAGGACUCCAACACCUACUACCAGUUCUCCUUCGAGGAGUGUGAGGCCGAGGGCUGUGAGUUCCGCGCGGAGGAGGAGUGGCAUAACGGAGUCAGGCUGCUGCUACAGCUCGUGCCCUACGUCCAGUUCCGGGUGGUCAGCCCACCAGAGGAGGAUCCAGAGGGAAAACGGGAUAUCUGCAGUGAGAUUCUCCAGAUGAAGGCUCUGGAAAGGCUUACAUCCACACAGGAAUGCAAUGGAUCAAACAGAAGUCGGCCACGGCGUCCAGAAGGCCUGAUUUCAAAGACCUGGAUGGCUGUGUGGGAAAAAACAGCGGUUCUCCAUGAGACAGGAGCCACUCUGGGCCUUUUCAGAGUACAAAAUGAACUAGCUGCUGCACUAGCAAGGAAAGCAAGAAAAUCAAUGUCAGAGGAGGACAGUCCUGAUACAGCAGGGAGUUCCUCACAAGAGCCACAAAAACCACCCGAAGACAAAGCCAGGCAGAGCGGCGUGUGCGCGCUGAGGGCGCCCGAUGACCUCUCCCGCCUCGAGAUGGUGCAGCGGCUCGCCAAGGACGGCUGCCGCUUCUUCCAGAGCCAGAACUACCGGCUGCCUGACCGCUCGGCGCAGACGCAGGGCGAGGGAGUGGUGCGCGUGUGUCUGAAGGAGAGGGGUCAGGAUGUGUUGGUGCUUCAGAGGGUGGCCUCGGAUCGAAUGUCACCACAGACAGCAGGCGGAGUCAGAGAGGACGAUGGUGAUAGGAGGUAUGUGGUGGUGUCCGGGACGCCCCACAAGAUCCUCGAGCACCUGCUGAGUGACCUACGGCUGGACGAACACCAGGGGGCGACAGAGAGCAAAGAGGCUGAGACGCUGCUGGACGACUUCUUACUGACGUAUCUUGUGUUCAUGUCCACCCAUGACCUCUGCCAGGCGCUGCUUGGACACUAUUGCACUAAGCGCUGCCGUGGCAAGGAGGAGGGAAAGGAAGCCCUCUACAGGAAGCGGAAGGUACUGCACCUGGUCUCCCAGUGGAGCUCUCUGUACAAAGACUUCCUGCGUGAGGAGGAGCACGUCAAACUCUUUAUGAAGACGCUGUACCGCUACGUGCUGGAGGACGUCUAUGAGUUCCCCACGCUGGAGAAGGACCUGAAGGAAUUCCAGAAGCUUCUGCGUCGGAGACACACCGUGGACGAAUACUCCCCCCACCAAAAGAGCAAAGCCCUUUUCCAGCAACUGAGCCUCAAGGAGAACGGAGUCCAGCAGCGCGGAGCGCAGGCCGACAUCCGGGAAGUGAUGUGUCGCGUAUAUGUGAGUUCAGACUCCUAUCUCAGCAUGAGGGUGAGGUCUACGGUGGUGGCCCAGGACCUCCUACACACUGUGGCCCAAAGAAUGGACAAGCUUGAAGAGGACAUGGUACUGGUGGCCCAGACAUAUAGUGGAGAGAAACGUCUCCUUCAGCCUCAUGACUCCAUUUUCUCUGAGUCACUGGCUCUCCCUGGCAGACUGAUAGCCUGCUGGAAAGACCUGAGUGAGGUCCUGCCUCCCCUGACCGACUGUGCAGAGCUGUUGCAGCGGCCUGCGCGCCUCCUGGCCAUUAACACAUGGGACAUGGCCGUUGCACUCACCGCCCUCGACUGGAGCCUCUUCAACUCUGUGCAUGAGCAAGAGCUGGUGUAUUACACGUUCAGCCGCCAGGCGAGCAGUGGCCACACGGUGGCGCUGGAGCAGCUCCUGCAGCGCUGUAAUGAGGUCCAGCAGUGGGUCAUGUCCGAGGUGCUUCUCUGUGCCUCGCUCGGCAAGCGCGUACAGCUGCUCAAGAAAUUCAUCAAGAUCGCUGCCCACUGUAAAGCACAGAGGAAUCUCAACUCCUCCUUUGCCAUCAUAAUGGGCCUGAACACAGCAGCCGUGAGCCGCCUCAACCAGACGUGGGAGAAAGUUCCUGGGAAAUUCAAGAAGCUUUUCUCUGAGCUCGAGUUAUUAACGGACCCCUCUCUGAACCACAAGGCCUACAGAGAUGCCUUCAGGAAGAUGAAGUCCCCUAAAAUCCCCUUCAUGCCCCUCCUACUCAAAGACAUCACUUUCAUUCAUGAGGGAAACAAAACAUUUCACGAUAAUCUCGUCAACUUUGAGAAACUGCAUAUGAUUGCAGACACCGUCCGCCUCUUACGCCACUGUCAGACAGAUCAAACAGGAAACGACAUUGCCCAAAGUGACAGCACAGACGUGAGAGCCAGCGUGCAAUAUCUUCACAUUAUCGACAAUCAGCAGACUCUUUUUGAGCUGUCCCACAGACUGGAGCCCAGGGCGUAACAGUGCCACCUGCUGGACAUUCGCUGCAAUACAGCAGCGUCGCUAUCGAAACAGCUCACGGUCAUACCAUCAUUUUGUGCUGCAAUAUUCUUUAUAACCACAGAGAACAGCCAGAUUCUGUCAGGAGAAACACAUAAUCCAGCACUGACUGAAUGAACACUGUUUAUUUCAGAUAUUGGUUUUUUGUGGGGUUUUUUUUUUUUUUGGAUCAACCUCCGGGAGACGGGUAGAACCCCUUCACGGCCAAAACGCCGGACUGAGUCCACUUCACAUUCCUAACCUGUCUGGUUGUGUUCCUAUGAUGUUUAUAAUGGUUUAUAUGCUGUCUAUAUUUAAUCAGUAUUUCCUUGUACAGUGGGUGAACAGUGGGUGAACACCUUCCGAAAUCUACCCACAGAACACACGAGAACCACAUGAAGUCUUUCAGUAUAGUUUUGUUGUUGUUUUAUCAGUGUUAUCCACCAUUCCUUUAAUCCGGUAGCUCCACUACGGAGCAUAACUUGCUGUUAUUUGUGUGCAUGUAACAUGCAUUCACAGGUUCGCUGUCUUCAGACGGGCGACGCGACUCGGAAUGAGGCGCGGGUGCCAACAGGAGAGGCUGCAGUACGUGUCGUGCGGGAGGACCCGAGUAGCUAAACGCACGCGUCACACAUACUUAUGUAAUUAGGCUAUAAAUAUCGUCGGUCGUUGUGUUUUUCUUUGAACACCUGUAAAGGAAGGCUUGCUCCGGUUGAAGGACAGGGUUUUGUCCCUUUCCUCCUUAACAUAGCAGUAUUAUUUUAUACAUGCUUGUUUUUUGUUUUGUUUUGUUUUGUUUUUCACUCUGUGCAAUGCUCGAGGAUCCGGGUGCCGUUGUGACUGGAGUGCAGUGUUCAUUUCUCACGAGCUGUCAGAGAAAUGACACAAGCAUGUCCAGCUUUGGUUCUCUGACUCCACAGAGAGGUGCCACUGGGUGGAUCUCGCUGUCACCGCACCUCACACUCGUCGGACACUAUUUCAAUCCGAAGGGGGGAAAGGGAGACGUUGCCUGCAUGCACACAGCAUUUGCACUUACGGCUUUGUACAAUAACGUGUAAGUUUA